AUGACUCCCUUAAACCACAGUGGGUUCAGUCACACAGUCUUCUACUUGUUGGGAAUCCCUGGCCUAGAGGAUCAAUACAUAUGGAUUUCUAUCCCCUUCUUCAUUUCCUAUGUCAUCACCCUGCUUGGGAACAGCCUGCUCAUCUUCAUUAUCCUGACCAAGCGUAGCCUCCAUGCAUCCAUGUACCUCUUCCUCUGCAUGCUGGCUGGAGCAGAUGUUGUUUUCUCUACAUCCACGGUACCUCAGACCUUGGCCAUCUUCUGGUUUAAUGCUGGGGAGAUCUCCCUGGAUCACUGUAUUACUCAGCUCUUCUUCAUCCAUUCCACCUUCAUCUCUGAGUCAGGGAUCUUGCUGGUGAUGGCAUUUGACCGCUACAUUGCCAUUUGCUACCCACUGAGGCACACCACUAUUCUUACACCUGCCUGGAUUGGGAAAAUUGGAGUGAUGAUCUUUCUGAGAAGUUAUGAUACAAUUUUCCCCAUUAUAUUUCUUUUCAAAAGAUUAACUUUCUGCAAAAGUAACAUCCUCAUGAACACUGGUUGCAAACACAUUGUCUUGGCACAUGUUUCUUGUAAUGAUAUCCAAGUAAACAUUUGGUAUGGGGUUUUUCUUCUGAUAUCAACAGUCGUCUUAGAUAUUGUGCUUAUUUUUAUUUCUUAUGUACUGAUCCUCUGUGCCAUCUUUCAAAUCCCUUCUCAUGAUGCCCACCACAAAUCUCUCAAUACUUGUGGCUCUCAUGUGUGUGUCAUAAUCCUCUUUUAUGGGCCUGGAAUCUUUACAACACUUACUCAACGGUUUGGACAUCACAUUGCACCCUAUAUCCAUGUCCUGCUAGCCAGUGUCUGCAUUAUGGCUCCACCUAUGUUAAAUCCUAUCAUGUAUGGAAUCAAGACCAAACAGAUUCGGGACCUGGUUCAUGUGUUAUUUACAAAGCAGAGAUAA
This is a messenger RNA of Choloepus didactylus (southern two-toed sloth), 942 nucleotides long. RefSeq names its product olfactory receptor 52B4-like. Gene Ontology annotation, cellular component: membrane. The record is from RefSeq and is a predicted model, not a curated record. NCBI's taxonomy places the organism in Eukaryota, Metazoa, Chordata, Mammalia, Pilosa, Megalonychidae. Gene Ontology annotation, molecular function: G protein-coupled receptor activity; olfactory receptor activity. Gene Ontology annotation, biological process: G protein-coupled receptor signaling pathway.